ACUCCCAUCAGUCCUCCUCUCAUCGUCAUUCUCGAUAACUUCACUACACCAAACACAACCGAACAAUGCCGCCGCUUCCAUCUAGUUUCGACGCAUACGAUGCGGAAGACCGAGCGAAGAAACUCACAGGCUUCCAAAAGCUCUGGUAUAAAUGCAAAGAGCAGCCACUCGUACCGCUCGGCGUCUUCGCGACCAUCUUCGCGUUGACAAAGUCCGCGCUGUCACUCAAAGCAGGCAACUCGCGAAAGGCGAAUAAAUUCUUCACCGCGCGUGUCGUGGCCCAGGGCUUCACCCUCGUCGCGCUCGUGGGUGGGUCGGCGUAUAUGAACAGUAAGGAUAGCAAGACGCAGGCUGAAAUUGAUGCCGAGAAGGCUGCGAGAAGAAAGAAAUUGUGGCUUGAGGAGCUCGAGCGGAGAGCUGGCACUUCAAAGAGCUAGAGGAUGCUGAAUCAUUAUGUUGAAUGUUUAGGGGACUCUGUGGUUUUGGUUGCACUCUGUGGCUUUAUUUUCCAUCAUUUCAUAUC
Molecule: messenger RNA, 523 nt
Organism: Myxozyma melibiosi
Lineage: Eukaryota; Fungi; Ascomycota; Lipomycetes; Lipomycetales; Lipomycetaceae
Product: altered inheritance of mitochondria protein 31, mitochondrial
Exons: 4
Coding region: 66-437 (123 amino acids)
Biological process (GO): mitochondrial respirasome assembly
Cellular component (GO): mitochondrion
Source: RefSeq, a predicted model, not a curated record